AUGAAGCGCUGCUCGCAGGGGCUCACUGAGGGCUCAGCACUGCCGGCUGUGGCAGCCGGGGCGGCGCUGACAGCACGGCCGGCGCGGAUCCCGGCCCGCCGCCUCCCUGAGGAGCCGGCCCCGCGGAGCAGACAGCCCAACAUGGAGAACUGCACUGGGAGAGUUGCAUAUGAUAUCACUGUGGUGCUGCAGCUGGUUGUGUACAUCCCCGUGCUCGCUCUGGGGAUCCCACUGAACGCAAUUGCCUUCUGGGUCUUCUGCUGCAAAAUCAAGAGGUGGACCGAGACCAAGGUGUACAUGAUCAACCUCAUCGUGGCAGACACUUCCCUGCUCUUCACCCUGCCUUUCCUGCUAUAUUUUACCAAGUACAAACACCCCAUAGACCAGCUGUGUUUAGCCAUACAAAACAUCUAUUUUACAAACAUGCCUAUGAGCAUCUUUAUCAUCACCCUGAUUGCGAUUGAUCGGUACAUUGCAAUCAAGUUCCCUCUAAAAGCAAAGAAUCUUCGAUCCCCACUGAAAUCAGCUUCUAUCUGUGCCUUUCUUUGGAUAGCAAUGAUAAUUUAUUCCAGUUUGUAUCACACACUUCACAGUAACAAUAGGGAAGAUUGCUGCUUUCGGAAACAAUCUCUUCUACCUAGGUAUUCCUCUUUAUUCUACACUAUCUGUGGGUAUUUUAUUCCCUUAGGGAUUGUGAUUUUUUGCUCAGUACAAGUCAUCAGAUGUCUAAAGAAGAAGAUGGACACAAGCCCUCAUGAGACAAAAUUAUUCCAGAAGGCCGUGCAGAUAGUUUCUGUGAAUUUGUGUGUGUUUGCCAUCUGUUUCUCACCUUUCCACAUCUCACUGCUCUUGCGGUUUGCAGUGGAAGUUGCUGGAGCUCAUUCUCUGAUACCGGGAGUUGUAACCUAUAUUAAGGUCUCAGCAUGCUUAGCAAAUUGUAACUGCUGUCUGGAUGCAUUUUGCUAUUAUUUUGCAGCCAAGGAAUUUCCAGAGUUUUCUUCUAUGUUCCCCAAGUGUAUAUUUAUGAGGUCCAAGAUGAGCCAAGGUGAGGAGUCACAGCCACCCACAGACCAAGUGAUACUAUGAACAAGGUGUAGUGCACAGCAGGUGUUGAGUGCCACAAUGCUGCUCAAGUUUUGAGGCACAGGCAAUGGAACCACAUACAGUGUUUGCAAUCAUUGUAGGCAUAGGCAUAUGUACAAAAAAGAGCAAACCCCUCCAAAGAGUCUGGUGUUAACUUGAAUUUUGUCCUGCUGUCCUCAGUGACUUGACUCCAGCUCUGACUACCGUGUUGUAUCAUUGCAUUGCAGCUCCAGGCGCCUCCUGGUGACAGCUUGUCUUGGUUGGCUUCAUGGUCCUUCACUUUCAGUGUCUUCUCACUUGUAAACCUCUAAAAAAUUUCCUCUGGGGGCUGCAAGCUCAUUUUCUGAUGAUGUAAACGCAGAGACAUUUAACUUCCUUAGUGACAACUGACAUAGAGUUCCCCAAAAAGUCUGUCACCACGCAGUGACACUGGUUCGGACCACAGUCUGAAACCACUGACUAGACCUUGGUGAAAUAAACAUGCAAAGAGCUGUUCCCAGCACGGAAAGUGUCCAUAUCCAGACAUUAGACCCUCCUGCUGUGCGUCAAUUCUUGGGCAGGCAACACGGUGGAAACUACAGUGAGCAAGGGUGCCAUAAAAACAGAUGAAACUACUCAGGUGGUUCAGCUGGUAAUUCAUGUCCCAGUUUUCUUCACUGGUGUAUUUUUAAUGCUUUGGCACUACUGAUAUUUUACUGCAAGCAGAGCAAGUAGUGUGUGUGUAUGUGACCAGUUUAACCAUUGCACACUGUUUAGCCCUCGUUCUGCCUUCUAAAUUCUCUUUUGAAAGACAGGAAAAGAUAUGGGAGACAAAUAGUGCCUGAUCUUAUCAACUAUCUACUGCUUAAGGAGAUGUGUGAGUGUCACCCAUUAACAAAUAUGCUGCAAUUAAUUCAGAAUGCAAGGGGCUUCUUGACAGACAUCUCUUACAAUCCAGGCAAGUGGCGUUCAGCAAGGAAAAACACUUCUACUUCAGGAACAGCACAGAGGGCCUUCAGAAACAUUUUUGGACCUAGGUUCCCUUCUGAGAACUUGCAUCUCAUUUCUUAUAAUGAA
Lonchura striata (white-rumped munia) is the source of this 2139-nucleotide messenger RNA. Lineage: Eukaryota; Metazoa; Chordata; Aves; Passeriformes; Estrildidae. The record is from RefSeq and is a predicted model, not a curated record.